AAGCGCCAGCCCCCUCGCCGCGGGGAGGGGUUUCUCACGCCCCGCUCUUGGGUAACUGCGCCGGAGGUCGGAAGGAAGCGGGGCGAGGGAUGAGUCACCCGCCUAAUUCCUCCUUCCCGGUGCCCUCGCCUCCGCACGCCGGCCCCCUCCCGAGAUCGUGCAGCCAGGAGCGAAGAUUCCCCUCAUCCUCACUAAACCCCCUGCGGCCUGCAGAGGAGAGGAGAAGGACGGGGCGUGUGGCCAAUGAGAUUUCCCCUCUCCCUACCGCCGUCCAAUAGGUCGCUGUUUACAGGCCGGGGCGGGACGAGGGGAGCAGGAUGGGGUGGUCUCGGGCUGGCGCGCGGCUCCGCGGUUCGGUGGCUCACAGAGAGAGCGCCUCACAGGGAGUCGGCGCCUAGGCGACGCGGGAAGGCGCCACCGCCACUGCCACUGCCGCCGCUGCUGGCCAAGGUGCUGGACACGACAGGCCUCUCGGCCACCUCGUCACCUCAGGCACCCGUUGCAGCUGCCGCUGCUUCGCUCCCAGCCCGGUCCCCAUGGAAGAGAUGGAAGAAGAGUUAAAAUGCCCCGUAUGCGGCUCCUUCUAUCGGGAGCCCAUCAUCCUGCCCUGCUCUCACAAUAUAUGUCAGGCGUGCGCCCGCAACAUCCUGGUGCAGACCCCAGAGUCGGAGUCCCCUCAGAGCCGACGGGCCUCGGGCUCCGGGGUCUCUGACUAUGACUAUCUGGACCUGGACAAGAUGAGCCUGUACAGCGAGGCGGACAGCGGCUAUGGCUCCUACGGGGGUUUCGCCAGCGCUCCGACUACCCCGUGCCAGAAGUCCCCCAACGGUGUCCGUGUGUUCCCCCCUGCUAUGCCGCCACCGCCCACCCACCUGUCACCGGCCUUGGCCCCGGUGCCCCGCAACUCCUGUAUCACCUGCCCCCAGUGCCACCGCAGCCUCAUCCUGGAUGACCGGGGACUUCGCGGCUUCCCCAAGAACCGCGUCCUGGAAGGGGUAAUUGACCGCUACCAGCAGAGCAAAGCAGCGGCCCUUAAGUGCCAGCUCUGCGAGAAGGCGCCCAAGGAAGCCACCGUCAUGUGCGAACAGUGCGAUGUCUUCUACUGUGAUCCGUGCCGCCUGCGCUGCCACCCGCCCCGGGGGCCCUUGGCCAAGCACCGCCUGGUGCCCCCGGCCCAGGGCCGCGUGAGCCGGCGGCUGAGCCCGCGCAAGGUCUCCACCUGCACAGACCACGAGCUGGAGAAUCACAGCAUGUACUGCGUGCAAUGCAAGAUGCCAGUGUGCUACCAAUGCUUGGAGGAGGGCAAACACUCCAGCCACGAAGUCAAAGCUCUGGGGGCCAUGUGGAAACUGCACAAGAGCCAGCUCUCCCAGGCGCUGAAUGGGCUGUCAGACAGGGCCAAGGAAGCCAAGGAGUUCCUGGUGCAGCUGCGCAACAUGGUCCAGCAGAUCCAGGAGAACAGCGUGGAGUUCGAAGCCUGCCUGGUGGCCCAGUGUGACGCCCUCAUCGACGCCCUCAACAGGCGGAAAGCCCAGCUGCUUGCCCGCGUCAACAAGGAGCACGAGCACAAGCUAAAGGUGGUUCGAGAUCAGAUCUCUCACUGCACAGUGAAAUUGCGCCAGACCACAGGUCUCAUGGAAUACUGCCUGGAGGUGAUUAAGGAAAAUGAUCCCAGUGGCUUUUUGCAGAUUUCUGACGCCCUCAUAAGGAGAGUGCACCUGACGGAGGAUCAGUGGGGGAAAGGCACGCUCACUCCCAGGAUGACCACAGACUUCGACCUGAGUCUGGACAACAGCCCUCUGCUGCAGUCCAUCCACCAGCUUGACUUUGUGCAGAUGAAAGCUUCCUCUCCAGUCCCAGCGACCCCCAUCCUGCAGCUGGAGGAGUGUUGCACCCACAACAACAGCGCUACACUGUCUUGGAAACAGCCACCUCUGUCCGCGGUGCCGGCAGAAGGCUACAUUCUGGAGCUGGACGACGGCAAUGGUGGUCAGUUCCGGGAAGUGUAUGUGGGAAAGGAGACAAUGUGCACCGUGGAUGGUCUUCAUUUCAACAGCACAUACAAUGCUCGCGUCAAGGCCUUCAACAAAACAGGAGUCAGCCAGUACAGCAAGACCCUGGUCCUGCAGACGUCCGAGGACACAGAUUCAGAAGAACAGACACUCCCUUUUCCAGUGCCUUCGGAAAGAUUGCCGCUCCGUAGAAUGAGUCCUUUCUCCUCCACCCUUAAUCUACAACCCAGCUUCCCGGGGGAGAUCCUACUUUGAUUUCCGAUCCUCACCCCACCAGCUGAGCUUGCAUUCCUCUUUACAGUCUCUCAAUGCACCGGGUGAGCUGAGCUCGUCUGACCUUUCCUCUUGAUCUCUGUGCCUUGAAGGCAUCUCUGAAAUACCUGUUUUGUUCUUGCCAUUCAUGUGCGUGGAGAGGCCAAUGAGCUGUCUCUGUGUAUGUGGCCUGCUUCUGGGAUGAGGAGCAUUUGGAUGAUGGAGCUUUGUGGCAUUCUUGUUUGUCAUGUGAGGACCAACCUCUAUGGUUGGUGUAUAUGAUGGUGUUGGAAAGUGUUGAGUGAAGUCGUUCUAUUUGCACGAGCUGGUACCACCAUGGGAAACCUGCUCUGUCAUCACAUGCAUCGGCAUAGCACGCACCAGUGCCGGCUGAGUGGAGGCUGUGGCCUUAGUUUGGAGAUUUGCAACCCUGCUGUAUCCAGGAAACCAGCUGUGUAUGGGAGACUGGAUCAGUGCAUCCAGCCUGGAGUGGUCUGAUUAAACAUAGACUCAAGAGAUCUUUAUUGAAAAAAUAAAAGUGUAAAACUUGCCAACAGCAGAAUGCAUCAUGCGUAGCAGGCAAACCGGAGAGUAGAAAGUGAAAGUAUUUUCUGCAAAAGCCUCUGCUCCCUGGUCCAACAGUCGGUCUCACGGCUGAUUUUUUUCUAAGCAAAGAGGGGACCCACCACAGCUGAAUCAGAAACCCUCAACUAGCUUAAGGCCCAAAGAUGGGAGUCCCUGAAAAGUCUGGCCUCCUCAAAGUUACCCACAGCCAAGAGAGCCGUGGCAGGGCUUCAGGCUCAUACCAGGGAAGCUAGACUAGUGUUUCCAUGCGGUGAACUCGGUCUAGCCAAUAGAAUCUUAAAACAUCUAACACGCAGACCUUUGUGAUCUCUUCAGGACUAUAUUGUAAUCAGGGAUACACACGAUGCACAUUUCACAUUUCCAAAGGUUUAUUUUCUUUUUUAUUUUAUUCUUUUUGCUCAUCCCACAUCCUGGAAUGAAGAAGGCCACAGCAUGACAGUGCAAAAAGGAUGCAGGGACUUCAAGCUCUCUUGAAAAUGACAUUUUUCUUUGUGCUUUUAUGUUUCUUAUUGUUUUUCUGUGCACUACUGGCUUUUAAACAUGCUUUGUUAUGGAAUUCUUUGCACUUGUGUCUAAUGUACUGAAAUAUUGUUAUAGUCUUUGUAACGUAUAUUGUCUCAAGAAUUAAAUGAAAUGUGGGUUUGGGGAUAUUUGAUGGCUGUACUUGACGCCAUUGUUCUAGCUGUCUUGUUGAAUCUUAAAUGUACGAUGGUGUGUUUAAAGUAGCGUAAAAAGAUUUCAAAAACUUGUUUUGAAAAAGACUUGCACAAGGCAUGAUUCAUUUAAAAAUUUUUAAAGCCCUAUUCAAAUUCUACAAAUUGAUUUCCAAAGCUAGCUAUGAGAUUCGGUUUUGAAACUCAAUGUGUUCCGUACUCACUAAGCUCCAAGCUGUGAGUAGGAAUUGAAGUGAUGGUUGAUAGAAACUAAAUAUCGGCCAUGAGUUGGAGAAAAUUAUUCUUUUGAAUAUGAAGUCAUCCCAGAGAAAUAUAAUGUAACCAAAAGUGAGGUCAUAAUCUUUACAUUUUGUUUUUAAUUCAAUCAGUAGUCCUUUCUAAGUUGCUUUCUUAAUUCUUCUGAAAUUCUUUUAAUUCAGUGUAAUAUCCUUCAUUUAGCACAUAAGGGCUUUAGAGUGUUGAAAAAAAUUAAAUGAUUCUUUCUAGAGGAUACCCUAGUGCUCAUCAAAAAUGUUUCCUAGAUCAGUCACUGAUACCACUUGAAAUUGUAGUUCACACACCUUUGAACAUCUUAAGACUAGACUGUUUCAUCCAUCUGAUGAAACUUCUCACAGGUUAGGUAGAGCAUUCCCAAAUGUUAAGGAAGGGGGAAGAUGGUUGUGAGAGUUCCACAGGUGAUUCCAACAUAUCCCUGAGGCCACUCCUCACCCACUGCCCCCCACCUUCUUUGGUGAAAAGGACUGAUGUAGUAAAGCACUCUAAGACGGAGACUAGGUCAUUUUUGUUUUUACUACGUUUAAUUCAUGUCAUUAUUAAUAAUUAUCAGAUGUAUGUAUUAACAUACGGAUUACAUUACACAUUUAGUUACAUAAUUAUCAUUUGACUUGGGCCCAAGUCACAACAAAUGCCUUUUGGCAUAAUUAGAGUUAGAAGUACACAGCAUAGUGAUGCAGAAUGGAGUGUUACCAAGAUCCAGUGAUUUCUCCAUUUCAGUUGGAAGCCUUCUUAAUAUGGAAACUUUAGUGGAAAAGAUUGAACUUGGAAGAUGAUAAAAAUUUAAGCUGUACAGUUUAGAAACAAUUGGAGAAGAAUUUAUUAAGUGGGGGGAAAAGAUGUACCAUUCAUUUUGAAAGAGCGGAGAAGCAAUUUUUACCCAACCAAGUAAACUAACAUAAAAAGGGCUUUGGUUUUUCAUGAAUCAGGCCUCUGGUGACUCUGUUCAGCUGGUGCUUUUUACAUGUAUACAAAUUAUUUUUAUCAACCUGGUUGUUUCAUAGCUUUGAUGUGUAGUAUCUCUUUAUAGGAUGCAAUUUUGAGACACACUCUGCACCUUCCUCUCAAUUAGGCAAGUAUACCUAUUGUAAUUGUUCUCUUUUACUGAUGUGACCGAUAUGCUCCAUUCCCUUCACAAAAUAAACGGCAGCAGCUUAUUCUAUGUCAAUAAAAUUGUCUAAUUGUCAUUCAAAUCCCAUUAUAGCCAUUUCUCACGUACUUACAAAGGUGGAAAAGAUACGCGGAUUUUGAAAUUUUAUGCCUCAAAGAUUACCUUUCCCCUCAGUUUUCUUGUACAUCAAUGCAAAGCACUCUUUAUAAGCAGAGCACUUGUGGGCAAAGGCAUUAGUCAGACCAAAGGUUGUAGUGUUUGCAGGUUUAAACUGAACUCUUUUUUGAUAUUGUUUUAUCAAAAGAGACAUGUUUUCUUAUCAAUGUCAAUUUUGCUUCCUAUUUCUCUCUCCC
Molecule: messenger RNA, 5260 nt
Organism: Vicugna pacos (alpaca)
Lineage: Eukaryota; Metazoa; Chordata; Mammalia; Artiodactyla; Camelidae
Source: RefSeq, a predicted model, not a curated record